This is a messenger RNA of Akanthomyces muscarius, 1197 nucleotides long. RefSeq lists its product as uncharacterized. The coding region runs from base 1 to 1197 and encodes 398 amino acids. Gene Ontology annotation, molecular function: O-methyltransferase activity. The record is from RefSeq and is a predicted model, not a curated record. The transcript has 2 exons. NCBI's taxonomy places the organism in Eukaryota, Fungi, Ascomycota, Sordariomycetes, Hypocreales, Cordycipitaceae.
AUGACAGAAACACCCGCAAGCAUCAUUGCCCAGUUGGCCAGCUACGAUGAGAAGAGCUUGACCGACGACCGCCAGGCGCGGACAGCAGCGCUGACCCUGUCCGAGAAGUUAUCGACAUGCUUGCAGGACCCAGGCCUAUACGCCUGGAAGACUGCUCUAUCCCCGUUGAGCAAUUUAGCCGUCCGAGUCGCCAUUGACCUUGACAUCUUCUCCCUUCUCGCCGCCGAGAGCAAGCCCGUCUCGUCCACGUUCGUCGCCGCCGCCACGCGCAGCGACCCGGCGCUCGUGCACCGGCUCCUGCGCGCCUGCAGCAGCAUCGGCUUCGUCGGCCAGAGCGGCGACGGCGGCGACGCGUGGUCCGCCAACGCCGUCACCCGCAAGAUGGCCGUCGGCGCCAUGGCCGCCUGGCACCGGAUGUUCUGGGACCUGGUCGUGACGGCGGCCGUCCACGGCCCGCCGGCCCUCCGCGACAACGGCCAUCGGAGCCCCGGCGAGGCUGGCUUCACGCGGCGCGCCUUUGGCGGCGCGCUCGACUACUUUGGCCUAGUGCAGAGCAUGCCGGCGACGAACCGCGACUUCAACGACGCCAUGACCCUCGAUACGGGCGCGCCGGAGCCGUGGUUCCGCUGGUUCCCGGUCGAGGAGCGGCUCCUCGCCGGCCUCGCCCAGGACGACGCGCCGCUGCUGGUGGAUGUGGCGGGCGGCAGGGGCCACGACGUCCAGGCCUUUCAAGAGGCCUUUCCGGGUCGGGGCCGGCUCGUGCUGCAGGACAUGGCCCAUGCCAUUGGCAGCAUCGGCGGGGGGCCCGUGGCGCCGCCGCUCGACGCCGCCAUCGUCCGGCAGACGCACGACUUCUUCACCGCCCAGCCCGUCCGCGGCGCCAGGGCGUACUUUUUGCGCCGCGUCCUGCACGACUGGCCCGACAGCUGCUGCCUGCGCAUCUUGAAGGAGCUGCGCGGUGCCAUGCGGCCGGGCUACUCCAAGCUUCUGAUCCAUGAGGCGAUUCUUCCGGACUCGGGAGCGACGCGGGCUCAGUGCGAGUUUGACAUGACCAUGAUGGUAGUCAAUGGCGGGCUGGAGCGCUCCGAGAGGCAGUGGGCGGAGCUGUUGGCCGAAGCUGGAUUCGAGGUCGUUCAGUUUUGGCAAAAGUAUCCGGAUUCAGAGGGGAUCAUAGAAGCCAUAAUUAGUCCUCUAUAG